This is a messenger RNA of Syzygium oleosum, 1867 nucleotides long. Its product is annotated as F-box protein At5g49610. Gene Ontology annotation, molecular function: protein binding. Lineage: Eukaryota; Viridiplantae; Streptophyta; Magnoliopsida; Myrtales; Myrtaceae. The transcript has a single exon. The record is from RefSeq and is a predicted model, not a curated record. The coding region runs from base 358 to 1437 and encodes 359 amino acids.
AUAUAUUACGUCACAAAUCGCAAUGGAUCCGACAAGACGAUUCCUCCUGCGUCUCUGCUUCUUCUUCUUCUUCUUCCUCGCUUCGCUUCCUUGGUCCGUCGAUCGAAAUGCCCGCUUCGAAUUCGCUCCCACCCUCAUCAUCAUCUCCAUCUCCAUCGUCGGAGGCUCCAUGAGCUUCCGUUUCUUCCCCUCCACGCGCCGUUCCGUCGGUCGCCGAGGACGCGCGCCUCCGUUCUCCGGCGUGAUCGCCCGAAUCCGGGUCGCUGGCGGACCGUAAUCGAGGUAAAGCGGAUGUGGGUGUCUCUUCUUUCGGCUUUUCUUGGGCAAUCUGUGUUGGGAAUUGAAGGUUUUUGAGGGAUGACGCGCCGAGGAGCUGAAUUCUUUCCGGACGAGGUCGUCAUUCAGAUUCUUUCCCGAUUGCCCAUCAAGUCUCUGUUCAGGGCAAGGACCGUGUGCAAGCUCUGGCACAGGUUGUUGUCGGAGGAUUACUUUGUCCGCCUCUACAAUGAAGUGUCCGUUAGGGACUCCAUGGUGGUGGUGGAGGUCUCCGAGUCGUUGGACUCGGUGCCGACCUUCAUUUGCGUCGAUAGCUCGAGGGGUGUCUCUGACUUUUCUCUCGGUUUCUUGAACGAUAGAGUUAAGGUCAGGGCCUCGUGUAAUGGCCUGCUUUGUUGCUCGAGCAUUCCUGAUAAGGGUGUUCACUAUGUCUGCAAUCCGGUGACUAGGGAGUUUAGGUUGCUCCCGAGGAGGGAGAGGGCGAUGAAUAGGUUUCAUCCCGACGGCGAGGCUACCCUGGUGGGUUUGGCUUGCGAUUUGUCUGUGCAGACUUUCAGCGUUGUGCUGGCGGGUUACCACCGGACUUUUGGCCACCGGCCUGAUGGAACGUUCAUUUGUUUCGUCUAUGAUUCGGAGUCGAACAGGUGGAGGAGGAUCGUCUCGUUUCAAGAAGAUCAUUUCACGCAUAUGAGCAGGAACCAGGUCGUGUUCGUUAACGGCGCCCUUCACUGGUUGACGGGUAGCUCCUCGUAUAUUCUUGUACUCGAUUUGCAUUACGACAUCUGGAGGAAAAUAUCCUUGCCGGAGCAGCUGAGUUGUGGGGCAGGGAGUAGGAUUUAUCUGUUAGAGCUGGAUGGGAGCUUAUCGAUAAUUCAGAUCUUACAGGGCUGGAUGAUCAUUUGGGCGUUGAAAGAUUACGUGAUGGAGAAUUGGCAAGUGGUGGAUAGGGUUAGUCUGAGAUGCAUCCGAGGCUUGGUGCCGGGCAUUUUUCCGAUAAGUCAGACGAGUGAAUAUUUAUUUUUGGCCACUCAUAAGCAGGUGUUGGUGUAUCAACGAAAGAGAAGAGUGUGGAAAGAGAUGUACUCUGUGAAGAACGGGUCGACACUCCCCUUGUGGUUUUCAGCCCAUGCUUUUCGCAGUGCGAUCUUCUCUUGUAAAUGAGUUUGGUAGUUCUUUCCGUGAAAGUCUGUACAUACUGGUUGCUGGUAUUGAUAUUGAAUCAGCUGUUCGUUGCGUGUGGAAAUUUUUUCUAUGAUGAUUCAUAUGUGGUUAGGCUGUGUGCCAUAUAAAUCAACUAGUCUUUGACAUUCUCUUUCGAAUCAUGUUUCACAUUAGAGUUCAAGAAGGUUAAUUACCUUUCAAGAUGUGAGCUUGCUGUCAGUAUGCUCUUAAUUGGUGUCCUGGGACUAUUAGAGCUAAAAUACAAUUUGUAGGUGGUGUUCAAAUGUUUGGUUCACACAAAUUUCCAUGUUCAGCAACAGAAACCCUGCUAUUAUAUGUAUCCAGUAUCAUCAUGUAAAUGCUGGAAAGCAUUAUCAUGUCGUGUGUUUAACUUUGACUGCAUUUACAGUUCUUUCUUUGUGGUUGUUAA